Sphenostylis stenocarpa is the source of this 984-nucleotide messenger RNA. Lineage: Eukaryota; Viridiplantae; Streptophyta; Magnoliopsida; Fabales; Fabaceae. The record is from the annotation of a GenBank genome assembly.
AUGAAGUUACUAGGUUUUGUUAUGUUGUUGUUGGGCAGUAGCAUCAUGGCAAAUGGUGCAGUUUCUGGAGCAAUCAGCAUUAUCAAUAGUGAAGGACCAUACGUUGGCAUAGUGGUGCCAAAUACCUUUGAGUUGGAUCCUCUUCUUCGUUCAUCAAACUUUGUGCCUCAUCAAAAGUUUCCUUUGUUUGAUUAUGCAGGAAAACAUUUUCGCAUUGGUGAAUUGGAAAAUAAGAGGGUUAUAGUUGUUAUGUGUGGAUUGGGAAUGCUAAAUGCAGGUAUUUCCACCCAAUUGUUGCUUACUUUAUUUGAUGUGGAAGGAGUUCUCCAUUAUGGAAUUGCAGGAAAUGCAAAUCCUAAACUCCAGAUUGGAGAUGUGACAAUUCCACAAUAUUGGGCACACACAGGACUUUGGCAAUGGCAGAGGUUAGGAGAAGUAAAUGGAGAUUUCAGCACAAAAUUUGGUUAUCUAGAAUUUGCUGAUUACAAUAACUGCACAAAAGAUAUAGACACAAAUAUCAAUCUUUUGAACAAAGUGUGGUAUCAACCAGAGGAAAUUUUCCCUGUGAAUGGAAUUCCUGAAGCUAGACACGAGAUUUUCUGGGCUCCAGUUGACAAGACUUACUUUAAAAUUGCAGGAAAACUCAAGCAUGUUAAAUUGGAGAGUUGUGUCAACACAACGUGUUUGCCAAGGAAGCCUAUUGUGACAAGAGUUGAGAGAGGGGUUACAGCCAAUGUGUUUGUUGACAACAAAGCUUACAGAGAAUUUUUGUACUCCAAAUUUGAUGCAACUCCUGUUGAUAUGGAAAGUGCUGCUAUUGCAUUGGUAUGCCUCCAACAAAAGAAACCUUUCAUUGCCAUUAGAGCAUUAUCUGAUUUAGCUGGUGGAGGGUCUGCAUUGUCCAAUGAAGUAGAUGUGUUUGCCUCCUUAGCAUCUCAGAAUUCAUUUGAAGCUCUUGUCAAGUUCAUCUCCCUGUUAAAUUAG